AUGUGCGCAGGGGGAAACUGGAAGCGAGAGGUCGUUCCCGACCACAAGUUCGACUUCGUCGAUACGCGAGACUUCGCGGACCACUCAUGUGGAAUGCGCAUGAAGUAUCUGUGGCUGUACAUCACGGUCUUCAUUUCAUUCCUGGUCUACAUAUCCGAUAUCUUCACCGCCGUGACCAUGUUGACAUCCACCACAUGGUCAAACGAUAUCUACAACAGUUGUCAACAGAGCGAUAACAACGGUUGUGUCUACAUCCCUUUCAACGUUGGCAAAUGGCUCUUCUUCGGCUGUAUCGUGUUCUCGUUCUUGCUGCUCGCAUACGAGGCGCGCAAGGCGAAGAAGAUCAUUGCUAGUCGUGACAUCUCAUAUGCCUUCACCAAUAUCAUGGCUAACCACUACUACUCUCUCCGGUCAUAUGACCACUUCUGCUUCUUCUCACACAUCUCCAGUUCCACGAAGAGGUCGGAUGACUUCGCCUUCUUCGUGUUCUUCACCUUCAAGGGCUGGAAACGAGUUAUUUUCGCCGAGGGUCCGCGUCAGUCAAUCAACGCGCUCACUCUGUAUGCCCUCUUCCUCUCGAAGCAGAAACAACACGAUGCGUGGUACGACAUAUCAGCGUACUUCAGCGGAAGUAACUACGUCACCAUUGCCCUUACCAUCUCCACGGCAUUCACCACGUUCAUCUUCGCACUGUCCUUGCUGAUGCUCAUCAUCGCCGGCAUUUGCUACAUCCCUCUCCUGACGUACAUUCAGGGUAACCUCAAGGAAUACUGUUGCCACAAGGUCGACAAGCGUAUUGCCGAGAUCAUCAAGCGGAGGAACAAGCAGCGCCUUGCCAAAGCGGCUGCUCUAGCCAAGAAAGAAGCCGCCGGUGACUACUCUCACCUCAAGAACAAGAAGGGAGAGCUCGUCGCCAAGCCUCUUCCUCAACCGACUCUUCCCAACGUCUCGCUCGACGAUGACGAUGACAAGGCUUCCAUGCGCUCCCGCGGACCGCCUGCUAGCACGAUCAGCGCCAACCCGUACUACUACGAGACGAAGGAAUACAGCCCGACGGAGUACCCGCCCAUGCCUGCGUUCAAUCCGGCAUACGGACAACACCAGUACAACCCGUCGGUCGGCACAUUCGACGCGCCGUCUCCUUACGAGGACGAGUACGGAAGUACCGCACACCUGACUAGCAGCGCGGCACCCUUCGCUCGUACAGAGCCCGGCCGCGGAGGAGCGGAGACGCCGUACAGCUACUACGGAGAGGCCUACGGCGACAGCCCAGCCGAGUCGGACUACGCCCAGCAGCCCCAUGCACAUGAGGGCACGGCAUACAGCGGCGCGGAUGACUAUACCCACCAGCCAGAGGGGGCAGGGUACUUCAAUGACCCGCAGGCGUACCACGGCACACACCCUGACGCGCAAGCGCACGGCUACCAGGACACCCAGGGCCACCAUGAAGCCCAGGCGUACCAUGAAGCCCAGGCGUACCAUGAAGCCCAGGCGUACCACGAAGCACAGGCAUAUCAUGAUGCCCAGGGGUACCAAGGUGCACAAGGGUAUCAGGGCGCGCAAGGGUACCACGAUCAGCAAGGGUACCACGACGCGCAGGCGUAUCAUGGAGCACACCAUGCGGGAGGGCAUGACUACGAUGCGGGGCAGGGCCAUGCUAUGUAG
Messenger RNA from Rhodofomes roseus, 1665 nucleotides. RefSeq lists its product as uncharacterized. Gene Ontology annotation, biological process: potassium ion transmembrane transport. Gene Ontology annotation, cellular component: plasma membrane. Gene Ontology annotation, molecular function: potassium ion transmembrane transporter activity. The record is from RefSeq and is a predicted model, not a curated record. Lineage: Eukaryota; Fungi; Basidiomycota; Agaricomycetes; Polyporales; Fomitopsidaceae. The transcript has 7 exons. The coding region runs from base 1 to 1665 and encodes 554 amino acids.